AUGCCAAAUGAUGCCGUUCAUAACAAGGAUGCUGUUGUCUAUGAAAAGUAUACAUGCUCUGUGUGUAAAUUAAUAUUGGAAAAUGUAUAUCAAUUACCGUGUGGUGAUCGAUUAUGCCAAGAAUGUAUAUUAACGAUAGCAAGAUUCAGACAAUCGAUAUCAGCAGUCAUUGUUUCAUCAGCUACUAUUAAAAGUUCAACUGAUAUUAAUAAUGAAAUGGGUGUUGAUACUCAUGAGUCAUCAUCACCGACACACGAAUUGUAUCGUGAAUUUCGAAAAUGUUUUGACUUUUUAACCAUUCUAGCUCAAGGCAUAAAUACGCAGAACCGAGAUUUAAUUAGGUUAAGUGAGGAAUCGUUGAGAAAUGAUCACCUUUCACAGAUCCUUUCGCAGCAAUUGAAUAAGGAGAAAUUGUCUAUAGCGGAAAACGACACAUUUUUAGCCGGUAUAGCUGCCAAUCAGAAGAUUCUUCAGCAAGAGUUGUCGAGUGUAAAACAAAAAGUAGAAGAUCUUCGAUGUGUGUCGUCAGAUGGAACCCUGAUUUGGAAAGUAACAAAUAUUGCGGAAAAAAUGUCCGCUACUCGAAGUGAACAACAAACAUCAUUCUAUUCACCUUCGUUUUACUCAUCGCCGUCCGGGUACAAAAUGCGCGUACGUCUCUAUCCGAACGGUGAUGAUUCCGAUUUAAAAAUGACUGAUAUUGAUAGUCAUCUACAAAAAAUUGUUGAUUUACUCGAACCUAUCAUUUCUGAUCGUCUAACUGAACGUCUUAAUCAAUUACAAUAUCAAAUUUUUGAUAAUGAAAAUCGUUUAGAUGAAUCAGAACGUUAUAAUCGCUCAUUCAAUAUUAGAUUAUCAAAUGUACCUUAUCACAAAGAUGAAGAUGCAAUUCAAGUUACCGUGGACAUUGCAAAUGAAAUCGGAUGCUAUCUCGAUUAUACAAAAAUUGAAACAGCCCAUCGUACUUUUCAAAAACCGGAAAUUUCAACAUCAACUAAACCACCUCUUCCACCGGUUUUGAUUGCACGUUUCUACUCUAGACCACGUUGUUUUAGACAAUGA
Messenger RNA from Didymodactylos carnosus, 1062 nucleotides. Lineage: Eukaryota; Metazoa; Rotifera; Eurotatoria; Philodinida; Philodinidae. The record is from the annotation of a GenBank genome assembly.